GUGCUGCGGGGUUGGCAGAGAUGCUGCGAGUGCGGUGCCUGCGCGGGGGCAGCCGGGGAGCCGAGGCAGCGCAYUACAUCGGCUCGGGGCUUCGAGUCUUUACAGGAUGGGUGCAGCGAACUUUCCAGAGCACCCAGGCAGCCACGGCCUCCCAGAACACCUGUGCUGCUGAUGACAAGGCUCCAAGCCCUGUGCCCAAGGACUGUCUUGUUUGCUCAUAUAAUGAGUGGGAUCCACUGGAAGAGGUCAUUGUGGGAAGAGCUGAGAAUGCUUGUGUCCCACCUUUUUCUGUGGAGGUUAAGGCAAACACAUAUGAAAAAUAUUGGGGAUUUUACCAGAAAUUCGGAGGCCAGAGUUUCCCCAAAGACCAUUUARAAAAAGCUAUUGCUGAAAUUGAAGAGAUGUGCAAUAUUUUGAAGGGAGAAGGUGUUAUUGUCAAGAGGCCUGAUCCAAUUGACUGGUCUGUGAAGUAUAAWACACCUGAUUUUGAGUCUACAGGUAUGUAUGCUGCCAUGCCAAGAGACAUCCUGUUAGUGGUGGGAAAUGAAAUUAUUGAAGCUCCUAUGGCUUGGCGUGCUCGGUUCUUUGAGUACAGGGCAUAUCGACGACUAAUCAAAGAUUAUUUCAACAGUGGUGCUAAGUGGACAACUGCCCCCAAACCCACAAUGGCAGAUGAGCUCUAUGAUCAGAAUUAUCCAAUCCACUCUGUUGAAGACAGGCAUAAACUGGCUGCUCAGGGAAAAUUUGUAACUACUGAAUUUGAGCCAUGCUUUGAUGCUGCUGACUUCAUUAGAGCUGGAAGAGAUAUCUUUGUACAAAGGAGCCAGGUGACAAACUACAUGGGUAUUGAAUGGAUGAGGCGACACCUUGCACCAGACUAUAGAGUGCACAUAAUAUCCUUUAAGGAUCCCAACCCYAUGCACAUUGAUGCCACUUUUAACAUCAUCGGGCCUGGUCUUGUUCUCUCUAACCCAGACCGGCCCUGCCAUCAGAUUGAGCUCUUCAAGAAAGCCGGCUGGACUGUGAUUCAACCCCCAGUGCCACUCAUCCCAGAUGAUCACCCGCUGUGGAUGUCUUCCAAAUGGCUCUCCAUGAAUGUCCUGAUGCUGGAUGAGAAACGUGUGAUGGUGGAUGCCAAUGAGACCUCCAUUCAGAAGAUGUUUGAAAAGCUGGGCAUUUCUACAAUUAAAGUGAACAUUCGCCAUGCCAAUUCUCUGGGAGGUGGAUUCCACUGCUGGACAUGUGACAUCCGCCGCCGUGGCACCUUGCAGUCUUACUUUGACUAGGAAAUAGGUAGCAAUGGUUCAGCUUCUAAAAUAGGCGUAGGAAAUGUGCAAAUCACUGUCACUUUGGUUAAAAUGACUGCAURAGCUUUAGUGCUUGAUAAGUGGUAUCCUCGUAAUGGUCUGGUAAGUGUUUUAUUCUUAAAUAUCCUUCAMCUUCAGCAGGAUAAUUGAAACUACUUCCAUCAGUAAUACAGGUUUUCUGGCUGCCUUUUUGAAAGACAUCCUUCAUCUACGAAGCCUUUUCACAUUGGCUUUGAAUGUAAAAGCUUGACAAGAUAGCUAAAAGGUCUUGUUAGAAAAGCUUGGCCACUAAUAUUGGAUAUCUACCUCCGUCUARUUACUCUAUCAAAUAGGCAGCUUGAAAUGUGAAACUUGAGUACACUUUUCUUAUUCCUUCUAAUCCCUUUAUUGUUCUAAUAUAGUCAUGUCUAAUGAAGUUGAAAUAGAUGCAACUGUAUAGAUCUCUUAGGGAACCAAGUAAUUUUAUCAUGUUUUUCAUGUCUAGCCAUACAGAUAUUUACAGAGAAUUUUCAGUAUGAUCUAACUUUUAAGACCUGUUCACUUACUUGCCAUGUUCUUCUACAUUUUCUUCUGAUGCAUGUCAUGCACCUGAGUACUUUUUUAUAUUGCUUUUGUAUUGCUGAAAUUGGGUUUUAUUUAACUUUUAAGUGUACAAAUGAUAGCUAAUAUUCUGCUUGUACAGGUUUCACUCUGAGAUGUUUACAWAACUUAAAAAGAGGCACAAAAAACCACUUGACAUCUUACAACCCGGUCUUCCUUCAGCUGUAGCAGAUACAGAAAUAUGUAUCAAACGUGCCAGAUGCCAUGAAGGAAUUUGAGUAUUGAUUCCUGAAUAUGUACUUUUUAUGCUAAUAAAGUGUUUUGCAUUCUCAAUUGGUUGCCCUGCAACUGCUGUUCAUGCUUAACAAGGGCAGGCUGAUGUCUACUCACCUCCACCUAAAGUCAGUCUUGGUUUUAAAUUCAGAAAUUAGGGCCACUGCCUGGUUGUUUGUUGUUUGUUUGUUUGUUUUCUGGGGUUAUGCAGUGCAGGUGGAAAUCUGAGUGUUGGAUCCAUGUGUAUUUCUACCAGGUAAAGAUGUUGCUCCAGCCUACCAGACUGUCUCAGGCACUUCAGUCCUGCUGGGCAGCUGCCCGGUGUGUUCAGCUGUGCUG
Malurus melanocephalus (red-backed fairy wren) is the source of this 2459-nucleotide messenger RNA. It is a transcript of the gene GATM, whose product is annotated as glycine amidinotransferase. Gene Ontology annotation, biological process: creatine biosynthetic process. The record is from RefSeq and is a predicted model, not a curated record. Gene Ontology annotation, molecular function: amidinotransferase activity. NCBI's taxonomy places the organism in Eukaryota, Metazoa, Chordata, Aves, Passeriformes, Maluridae. Bases 21 to 1286 code for a protein of 421 amino acids. Gene Ontology annotation, cellular component: mitochondrion. The transcript has 9 exons.